Messenger RNA from Heterocephalus glaber (naked mole-rat), 706 nucleotides. It is a transcript of the gene Cartpt, whose product is annotated as CART prepropeptide. Gene Ontology annotation, biological process: negative regulation of appetite; positive regulation of MAPK cascade; G protein-coupled receptor signaling pathway. NCBI's taxonomy places the organism in Eukaryota, Metazoa, Chordata, Mammalia, Rodentia, Bathyergidae. Gene Ontology annotation, molecular function: neuropeptide hormone activity. The record is from RefSeq and is a predicted model, not a curated record.
GUUUCCGGGGGCCUGGAGCCCGGCGGGCAUUGACGUCAAGCGGCGGCGGAGCGCUGCCUACAGACGGCUGACCCGGGCCCUCCUCCACACCUCCUUCCUUCCUCGCCCCCUCCCUCUUUCCUGCACCCGGCUCGGGCUCGCUAUAAAAGGCGGGAGAGCGGGGUGCCCCAGCAGCGACGGCUUUCAGCACCAUGGAGAGGUCCCGCCUUCGGCUGCUGCCCCUCCUAGGCGCUGCGCUGCUCCUGAUGCUACCUCUGCUGGGCGCUGGUGCACAGGACGACGCUGAGCUGCAGCCCCGAGCCCUGGACAUCUCCGCCGUGGAGGAUACCUCCCACGAGAAGGAGCUGAUUGAAGCGCUGCAGGAAGUCUUGAAGAAGCUCAAGAGUAAACGUAUUCCAAUCUAUGAGAAGAAGUAUGGCCAAGUUCCCAUGUGUGAUGCUGGAGAACAAUGCGCAGUUCGAAAAGGAGCCAGGAUUGGGAAGCUGUGCGACUGCCCCCGAGGAACCUCCUGUAAUUCCUUCCUCUUGAAGUGCUUAUGAAGGGGCAUCCAUCCUCCACCACAUCCCCCACCCCCUACUUACCUGAGAGAGUCACACCUUCAUCUCAGAGUUUGGCUUUAGCAACAAAUAAAGUUUGCAUUUUCCUCUGAGGAUGAAGGGGGCUCUUUCCUUGCUGUUUCAAAAAUAAAAGAACACAUUUGAUGUUA